Molecule: messenger RNA, 2394 nt
Organism: Aspergillus alliaceus
Lineage: Eukaryota; Fungi; Ascomycota; Eurotiomycetes; Eurotiales; Aspergillaceae
Product: WD40 repeat domain-containing protein
Exons: 3
Coding region: 274-2196 (640 amino acids)
Biological process (GO): chromatin organization; regulation of transcription by RNA polymerase II
Cellular component (GO): SAGA complex
Molecular function (GO): transcription coregulator activity; TBP-class protein binding
Source: RefSeq, a predicted model, not a curated record
CUCCAGCGCGCUGCAAUAGCAUAGUUCUUGCCUGGAUAGCCCCGGGCGUAAUUCAUGUGCGACAGAUUCCUCAGCUCACUUCCCAUCAUCUAAUGUCUGUGCGAGCUACCAAGUCAUGAGCCCUUGAGUUGUGGCAGUUCCCACUGAGAGCUGGGCUAUCGAGAUAAAGCCUUUCGUUCUCUACUUAUAUAUACGCUCCAUAUUGUAUGAUUUUCGGCUCUUGAAUCGCAUUCUCUAGAGGUUCAAAGUCUUACAAUCUUACCACUCACGACAAUGGCUUCGUUUGAAGAUGAUGAUGACCGAGAUCUUGCAGGCUCGCAAGAUGGAAGCUCGGAUAACGAGAUCGACGACACCCUCCGGGACGCUGACGAUGGCGGCAACGACAACGAGGCCGACGCGGACGCGGACGCGGACGCAGAUCAAGACGCCGAAAGUCAGUCUAAUGCUAGUCCCGUAUCCGACAGCGGUGGUGUGGCGCCUCAACCGAAUAAUAAUGUUGAAAUGACCACGUCUGGUCCGGCGAACAUUGUGCACGAUUCAGUAUCAGUGUUCCAUCCUCCCGUCCGGUCCGUGUGUUUGACUGCCUCUACCUACGAUAUAGUCCCUACGACGGCUGCGCCUCACAGUACAUCAAUCAAUGCCGUGACCGCAACUGCAGAUAUGAGAUGGGUAUUUAGCGGUGGGUCGGAUGGAUAUGUUCGGAAGUUCAAUUGGGUGGAUUCGAUCAACAGCAAGUUGAUGUUAACUGUGGCACAAAGGCACCCCUUCGUGGACAGUGUGAUCAAGGCGGGCGUCUUAAUGACGUAUUGGGAGAAUAUGGACGGAAAUAAUAUAUCGCCAGUAUAUUCUUUAGCUAGUCACAGUGAGGGGUUGUGGCUAUUAUCAGGCUUGGAGUCGGGUGCCAUUCGCCUACAAUCCGUCCGUCAUGAUGAAGGGAAGGAGAUUGCUCUACUACAACAGCAUACUUCGGCGGUGUCAGUCCUGAAUCUGACAUCAGACGAGAAGUCAUUAUUGUCUGGUAGCUGGGACAAGCGGGUCUUCGACUGGGAUCUGAACACUGGCCAGACCAGACGCUCAUUUGGAUCUAGUGCAAGGCAAAUAUCAGCCGUUGAUUUACGACCAGAAUCUAGUCUUGCAAUCCCUCAAGAUACAACUGAGACCCCACAACCUAAUGGGACUUAUUCGUCUAACUAUCAGGUGAGUGGUGGUAAUGGCUUUGACUUCAUGGAUACGUCAAACGACCAAGGCGGUGUUGGCGACUCAUCAAACCCGCAGGCUGGUUCACCGACAGAUUCCCUUUUCGGUGGAGCGGACUCUUUGUUCGGUGAUGCUGAUGGUGCUGGAGGCGAAGGUGCAGGUGCAUCAGGGGAUGCCUUCGGCAUAGAUGAGGAUGACGAGUUUGGCAAAGCCCUUGCCAGUGGCACUCUUCCCGAUGCUGAUGCGCCCGGUGAGCCUGAACAGCCGGCCCAGCAGAAUGGUGCCCCAGAAGCACCUGCCCCAGCUGAUACAAGCGCUCAAAUCAAAGAGGAUGACUCGGCAUAUCAGCAAUCAGAGAGUCAACAGCCAGAAGCCGAUAAUAGCUCAUCACAGCCCGUAGUAAACGGACUACCUCAUGCAGAGGAACUAGAAGCUGCAUCACAGAACCAAGAUCUCGGUCAACAAACACAGACUGACAAGAACCUCUCCGAUAACACAUUCCUUGCCGCAUCCAUCGAUGGCACUAUCCGAGUCUGGGACAGACGGCAACCGGACCCUGUCGCUCGCAUCACGCCUCGCAAUUCCCCGCCUUGGUGCAUGAAUGCAUGUUGGUCUCCAGACGGCAAUUAUAUCUAUGCUGGCCGCCGGAACGGAACUGUAGAAGAAUUCAGUCUUCAUAAGGGUCUGCGAGACCCAGAGCGGAUUUUCAAAUUUCCCCAGGGAAGUGGACCCGUUACAGCCCUCAGGGCGAUGCCUAACGGGCGACAUAUUGUUUGCGCCUCCCAUGAUAUCCUUCGUUUAUAUGACUUGAAACACGAACAAGUCGCCCGUCACUCGACCGUUCCCUUCCUUAUCAUCCCUGGGCAUCGAACAGGAACUGUCUCACAACUAUACAUCGAUCAGGCCUGUCGGUUCAUGAUCUCCACAAGUGGCAACAGAGGCUGGGAAGGCAGCACCACCGAAGUAUUACUAGGGUACGAGAUCGGCGUACCUCGCUAGUCAGCUUUGGAUUUGUAUACUAUCUGUAUCUCUAGCAUGUUGCUUAUUGUUGAGGUACUUGGCUAUUUGAUGUAGUUCUGAUGCAUGUAUCGGCGAUAUAUUGAGGGUAGCACGGUGUUAGGUCAGGUUAAGGCACGACUAGCGGGUGGUACUAUGGUAUUCUCCCAGGCUUUUAUUCUUGUAAAUACUGAAUAAAAU